Molecule: messenger RNA, 827 nt
Organism: Arabidopsis lyrata subsp. lyrata
Lineage: Eukaryota; Viridiplantae; Streptophyta; Magnoliopsida; Brassicales; Brassicaceae
Exons: 7
Coding region: 176-601 (141 amino acids)
Cellular component (GO): cytoplasm
Molecular function (GO): protein phosphatase inhibitor activity
Source: RefSeq, a predicted model, not a curated record
CUCCCCCUUUUUUUUUUGAAAAGAAGAGAAUAUUUGCUGCGUUAAGUUGAGGCAUCGUCAUCGUGAAACGUGCAGCUCCGGAAAUAAAAAAAAUCACUAAAAUAACCAGAUCCGAUCUACUGCCCCGGUUUCUCGCCGGAAUCUCCAUACUGUAACCGGCGAUCCUCUUUCAGUUAUGGAAGACGUGAAGGGGAAGGAGAUUACUGAUGAUGCUCCUAUUGACAACAAGGUUUCAGAUGAAAUGGAGAGUGAGGAAAAUGCGAUCAAGAAAAAGUAUGGAGGAUUGUUGCCAAAGAAGAUUCCGUUGAUAUCUAAGGACCAUGAACGCGCGUUUUUUGACUCCGCUGAUUGGGCUUUAGGCAAGCAAAAAGGUCAGAAACCGAAAGGACCUUUGGAAGCUCUCCGCCCAAAACUGCAGCCAACCCCGCAUCAGCAACCAAGAGCAAGACGAAUGGCUUAUUCUUCAGGCGAGACUGAAGACUCUGAGACUGAUAACAACGAAUCUCCCGAUGACCAAGCCUGCGCAUCUGCUGUUGACAAUACAAAUUUAAAGGACGAUGGAGGCAGCGAUGGUGACGCGAAAGACAACAUCAAAUCAUGAACAACAUAUAGAUCUCUUGAGAAGCUCAAACAAACAACAUCACAAGUCAAUUUACAGAAGAAUAAGCGACCAGGUUUGCUUUGCAACGGUUGUAAUAUCAAGUCUCUUACCUUAUCAUACUUGGGACAGCAAAUCUGUAUCACUUAACAAACCUCGUGGCUCCGAACGUCUAUUGGACGAUUGCAAAUGAUUUGCUUUAAUUAAUGAUCCAUCAAAUCCCUCGUAA